UUCAGUCGAUGUGAGGGUUUCUUUGGUUGCAGUGGACACCGACCAAACAGUCCCUGUUUAAGUCCUGCAUACAUCCUGCAUCAACUCACCUCAGUAUCCUUAUCUGCCUGGUUCCUCAUGGAGAGGAACACCUGCAGCUCCCUGUCUGAAGCAACUGGUCCAGUGGACAUCUGGGGGCUCUUCCAGGGGUUCCAGUCCUGCUGUUCCCCAGAGACACAAUCCGGGCUUGGCUCACUCCCGCUGGACUCACUGGCCCUGCCACCCUGCACCCUGAAAAUACAAUGCUGCUUUUAGUUUAGAAUCUGAUUUGUUAUUUUAUUAUUACGUUGUAGGGUUUUAUUUUUUUAUUUACUCAAUUACUGAGUUCACUGUAGCAGCGCAAGUAUUGGCCAACAACUACAUGUCCUAUAAUAUAAUGGCUGGAUUCAGAGGAACAGCAACUAAAACUACAACUUGGUGGAGUUCUUACCGUAAAAUAGCAUUCUUCUCGUCUCCGUCAUGUUGAAAAUACUGCCUACAGCAACAGACAGUGUACAACGCUCCCAUUUAGCCCUACCUAAAAAAAAAUCAUUAACUACCUGGCUGUAUCAUCCCAGAGUAAGAUCAGACAGUGGUUGCAUUUUUACGAAGAUUGCAUUCAUUCCUUCCAUCAAACUCAGACUAAGAUUGUCAACUGCCCGCCUCAGUCACUACUUUUGUCAAUUUGCGCCUUAUCUGUCCGAAGAAGGCUGCGGUGUUGAAUUAGGAAACACGUGACUCAGUUAGACAGGAGAUACAUGGACAGUGAAUGAAUGACACCAUUUAUUCAUGCGGGCAGUAUGCAGCGCUUGGCCUUCUCGACCCGCUAAUUGUGCUCGAAGGUUCGUGCGUAAUUGGAGACCGUUUAUGGACCUACACAGUUGGUGGGAAGGGGGCUAAGAGAGGGCGUGUCCGUGUUGGACUACGACCCCGCUCUGCGUCUGUGCGAAGAUGAGGAACUGUGUCCGACUGUCUUUUGCUCUGUCAGCAAUUAGAAAAGGAUGUGUGGGUCAGGUGAUGUUUUUUCCCGUUUAAUUGUAUCUGAUACCAGUCUAAAGCAAGCAGUCAUUGUUGGGAUAUAUAAAGAGAGGACAUAAUAAUGUUGAACUCCAGGAAACUUCUCAUCGCUCUGUUCGUACAGUUGAUGCCGUAUGGCACCUCAGACAGAGUUGUUGAGCACCAAGAUACUCCAUGGAAUUACAAUUACACCAAGUACCAUCCCAUAUCAGAGAUCUCCUCUUGGAUGGACCAGAUGGUGAAGGAGAACCCAGAUCUCAUCUCCUCCUCUGUCUACGGACACACCUUCGAGGGAAGGAACAUCACACUCCUCAAGAUAGGAGUGAGGAACCCAGAGGUCAGAGAGAAGAAGGCUAUAUGGAUGGACUGUGGCAUCCAUGCUCGGGAAUGGAUUGCUCCUGCCUUCUGCCAGUGGUUCGUCAAAGAGAUUCUGCAGGGGUACAAAACAGAGGACAAGAUUCGUCACAUGCUCCUGAACCUGGAUAUCUAUGUCACUCCUGUCCUGAACGUGGAUGGCUACAUGUAUUCAUGGACCAAUGAGAGUACUCGCCUGUGGAGGAAGUCCAGGACCCUCCCUCCAGAGGGCUGCAGCUGCUACGGGGUCGACCUCAACAGGAACUUCUACGCCAACUGGGGAAUGGUAGGAGUGUCAUUUGACUGCUGCAAGCAGACAUACUGUGGCAAGGCAGCUGUCUCAGAGAAGGAGGCCAAGGCUGUGACAGAUUUCGUAGGGAACAGGACUGACCAGAUCCUCCUCUUCCUCACCAUCCACUCUCAUGGACAACUGCUACUACUGCCCUAUGGACACCCUCAGAUAGCUGCCCCCAACCACGAUGAACUGGUCAAAGUGGGUGAAGAUGCUGCGAUGGCUAUGAAGGCUCUCCAUGGCUUGGAGUACACAGUGGGCACCUCCCCUCAAGUCCUCUACCCUAACUCAGGUUCCUCCAGGGACUGGGCCAGCCUGGUAGGCAUCCCCUUCUCCUACACGUUUGAGCUGAGGGACAAGGGUCAGUUUGGCCACAAACUCCCUGAGGACCAGAUCCAGCCAGCGUGUGAAGAGGCCUUCGCAGGAGCACGCUCCAUGAUCACCUACGUCCAUGACAAAACCUUCAGCAACUCCACCCUCCCUAACACUGCGGCCGGGCUAGCUCCCAUCUCCAUGGUUACCGCUAUGACCUUAUGGAGCAGUUUGGCAGUGGUGGCUUUCACCACUGGGGUGUUAGUUUAGGAAGAAGAGCGAACACAGACAAAUCGUGCCUUAGUUUUCCAGCAGGGGGCAGCAGUGCUCCAUGGACUGCAGCUCACACAGGAUCUCUGUGUCAGGAUGCAGAGGAUGUAAAUAUUCCAAUAUUGUAAUCUGUUCAUCGUUCAACAGCACCUUAGCCUCAAUUUACACAGUUUGCAGAUACUUGUUUAAGGAGGAAAUGAAGCAAUCAUACUGAUUUAAGCACAAAAAAAGAUAUAGUACAUUCAGAAGUUCUGUUAGAUUAAUGUGGCAAGCCUUUCUUGACAAACUUGAUCAAACAAAUGCGAGGUAAUUCAAAGGCUUUCGAAUACUAUUCCUGACCAAGGUCAGGCUCAUAUCUGGCUUCGCCCCAGCUUCCAGCCCACUCUGGUCAAGUUCUGCUGGAUGGAGAUGUCAGAGCUGCUGGGCUUGGCUUGGGUUCAGCUCUCCUCAAUCACCAAGACAAACACUCCAGAUCUUUCAGACUCAUGUGACUCUCUUUAGCUCCAACAGCAGAUUACAUUCUUCUCCAUUAAGAUGGAGGUUGAUAAUUACACAGUUGCAUGUCUGUGCUGAAGUAUCUCCUGGCUGUAGCUGGUGUGAGACUCUGGAGAGGGGGAAAUCAAUACCAAGGCACAGUGAUUAAUUGGACCUAUUUUCUUCUGGCUUGUUUCCCUCCCCCUGGUCCUAUCAGUGAUGGCUUAAUUUGUUGAUGAGUGAGUGCUCCAAUCAGAUGUGAGUUUUUCACAUGGGAGUGGGCGUAGUGCCGUUUAAAGUCAGUACAGCGCAGGUUAUUGGAUGAUGAAAUAAUGUAUGCUGUUUGAUUGGAUUGUUAAGUGCUGGAAUAAAGUAAAAGAGAUAUUGGACUGUAAAACUGUUCAAUCUCAGAACAGCACACCAAUUACAAAAACUGAUUAAAAGAGUUUGAUGAGUAAUAUUCUGCAGUUAAUUGAUUAAAGUGAAAAAGGAAAUUUAGAAACGUUUGAACUAUGAUUGUCUCAACAUGUUAACUGUUUCUUUGCCUACACUAUCAGCAACUGUAUUUCUGAAGUCAGUGGAGGCGCUAAAAGGCAAGAUUUUGAAAGAUCUUGAAUUAAACGUGACAAACAGAA
This is a messenger RNA of Osmerus eperlanus (European smelt), 3372 nucleotides long. Its product is annotated as carboxypeptidase O-like. Gene Ontology annotation, biological process: proteolysis. The coding region runs from base 1118 to 2263 and encodes 381 amino acids. The record is from RefSeq and is a predicted model, not a curated record. Lineage: Eukaryota; Metazoa; Chordata; Actinopteri; Osmeriformes; Osmeridae. Gene Ontology annotation, molecular function: metallocarboxypeptidase activity; zinc ion binding. The transcript is spliced from 9 exons.